Messenger RNA from Hirsutella rhossiliensis, 1173 nucleotides. RefSeq lists its product as uncharacterized. NCBI's taxonomy places the organism in Eukaryota, Fungi, Ascomycota, Sordariomycetes, Hypocreales, Ophiocordycipitaceae. The transcript is spliced from 2 exons. The record is from RefSeq and is a predicted model, not a curated record. Bases 1 to 1173 code for a protein of 390 amino acids.
AUGGCCGCCAACGAGGACGACGAACUGUUCCAAAUCCAGCCCACGCUCUCACGACUGGAAAUAUACCGCUGCCUGCGCCGGCUCCUGGAGAUCAGACACCGGCGCGGCAUGCUGACGCUGCUGUACGACUACUUGCCCGAAAUCACAUUCUGCCUGCGUGGCGUGCCCGUCGACCACCUCCUGGACUGUGGCAAUAAAAUGGCGCCGGUAUACUUCCUCGAAAGCAUCAUGAAUAACACCCUUAUAGCGAGCAGUCGGGUCGGCGACUACCCCAGGUUCCCUGGAUACGCCUUCCAGUACAUCUACAGGCGGUGGUUUGUGCCGUAUAAACGCAACAUCGAGUAUAAUCAGUUUCUCGUCAAGUUCUUCGAGGUGCAAGGGAUUCCGAACUGGUUGCAGGCCAAGCCUCGACGGUUCCUGGGCCACAUAGUCAACCUGAGUGCAUCUCUCUGCGCAAAAGUCAAGGAGACGCAGUUGGAAAUCAUGAGUGGCAAGCCUGAGGAUGUGCAGCACAUGCUGGAAUACACGGCCCGCUACGGGCUUCGGCCCCCUUGGGCGCGGCGCUCGUGGCUCGAGCAAGUCACCAGGGCAAGGGCGGAGCAGGAAUUCUUGCAGGUUCAGCCCCUAUUCCGAGCCAUCGCCAUCAUCGUCGGCGGCAGGGAUGAGAGCUGCGAGGACAUGGACGGCCAAGACUUCCCGACCCGCAUGGACAGCGUUGGGCAGACACCGGUCCUCUUCGUCUGCACCGGGGUCGAGGACGGGCUGAGCGCGCCCAUCUGUUUCGACAGCGUCGCGCACCAAAUCCACUCCCUCAUCAGCGGUCCGCCGGGGACCAACAUCAGAACGGCCUUGAUGUCGCUCGAGGCUGCCAUCACCUUGACGCUCGACUUGGAGAAGCGUGAGGUGGCCGCGUUUGGGCCUCGGCCAGAUCCGGCGCGCUCCCCCUGGCUCCCGAGCCGGCCAAUCGAUCGCCUGAUGAACGAGGCUCGAUGGCUUGGGGCAGCGGAUGUCGACUUGGCGGGCCCGAGCUCGAGCUGGGUCGACACCGAGGUGUACUCGGAGCAACUGGGCGAUGCUGCCGAGCGAGACAAGGUGGUAGCCUACUCUCCGGACGAAGUACACGCAAACAGGUAUAGGCUCGCAUGUUGGUACGGGGGUAACUUGGUGUCAUAG